Xenopus tropicalis (tropical clawed frog) is the source of this 4676-nucleotide messenger RNA. It is a transcript of the gene opa1, whose product is annotated as optic atrophy 1 (autosomal dominant). Gene Ontology annotation, molecular function: GTPase activity; GTP binding. The record is from RefSeq and is a predicted model, not a curated record. The coding region runs from base 120 to 3098 and encodes 992 amino acids. Gene Ontology annotation, cellular component: mitochondrial inner membrane; mitochondrial intermembrane space. Lineage: Eukaryota; Metazoa; Chordata; Amphibia; Anura; Pipidae. The transcript has 30 exons.
UCUAAGUGUUGUAGUCCUUUCCUUACCCGGAAGUGUAUCGGAUGUCAGUUCCAUACGUGCCCUUGCUUGGCAGGACCUGUAUGUGAGGGAGAUACGGGGUUUAGUCCCCGUCGCCCAAAAUGUUACGGGCGGCCUGCAUUGUUUGUCGGGGACUGGUAAAGAAGCAUUCUGCAAAUGAUGCCAAAUUACCUGUACGGAGCCUACAUGUUCAGAGAAAUUGCCAUUCCCAUUUUUCAAGCUUGAAGAUUCACAGGCCAUUACCAAGUACUUCGACACGGUGGUACUCUUCACUCUCUCGCCUUCCACCACAGAAAAGCAGGCUUUGUCCUGUGAGCUAUGGAUUCCAUGCUAAACGGAACUUUUGGGUAGCGAGGUUGGCAUCCAGAUUAUUAAAACUUCGUUAUCUUCUCCUAGGAUCUGCUGUUGGUGGUGGAUACACGGCAAAAAAGACAUAUGAUCAAUGGAAGGAUAUGUUCCCUGAUCUCAAUGAAUACAAGUGGAUUGUGCCUGACUUUAUUUGGGAGUUGGAUCAACACAUUGAUUUUGAUAAACUAAGUAAAGCCCUCCCUGAUGCUGAGGAGUUGUCCAAGCUACUACCAGACUUUGAGAAGCUGGGAGAAAGCUUUAGUUUAUUAAAGGGAUGGUUCUCCGCAGGCCCAGGAGGGGAGACUGCCUUUAAAGCUACAGACAACCAGACCUUUGAGGGUUCUGAAAAACAGUACAAGAAGGGUUUGCUUGGUGAACUCAUACUAUUACAAGAGCAGAUACAGCAACAUGAAGAAGAAGCUCGCAGGGCUGCUGGCAACAUUAACAUGGGCACCUCACAGCAACAUCGCAAGGUCUCGGACAAGGAUAAGAUAGAUCAACUCCAAGAAGAACUUCUACGAACCCAGCUAAAAUACCAACGCAUCCUUGAAAGGCUUGAGAAAGAAAACAAAGAUCUUAGAAAGCUGGUGCUGCAAAAGGAUGAUAAAGGCAUUCAUCAACGGAAACUAAAGAAAUCCUUGAUUGAUAUGUAUUCUGAAGUAUUAGAUAUACUAUCUGAUUAUGAUGCCAACUACAACACACAGGACCAUUUACCAAGAGUAGUGGUGGUUGGAGAUCAGAGUGCUGGAAAGACCAGUGUCUUGGAAAUGAUUGCUCAGGCUCGAAUCUUUCCUCGUGGAUCUGGAGAGAUGAUGACUCGUUCUCCUGUAAAGGUUACUCUAAGUGAGGGCCCCCAUCAUGUAGCUAUGUUUAAAGACAGUUCGCGGGAAUUUGAUCUCUCCAAGGAGACAGAUCUUGCAGCACUGAGAAAUGAAAUAGAGGUCCGGAUGAGGAAAAGUGUGAAAAAUGGACAAACUGUUAGUCCAGAGACCAUCUCUUUAAGUGUCAAAGGUCCUGGGAUACAGAGAAUGGUGCUUGUAGAUCUUCCUGGCGUUAUCAAUACUGUAACAUCGGGAAUGGCGCCAGAUACCAAGGAUACGAUUUUCAACAUUAGUAAAGCCUACAUGCUAAACCCAAAUGCUAUUAUUCUCUGCAUUCAAGAUGGGUCUGUGGAUGCAGAACGAAGCAUUGUGACUGACCUUGUAAGUCAGAUGGAUCCACAGGGAAGGCGUACUAUCUUUGUCUUAACUAAAGUAGAUCUUGCUGAGAAAAAUGUAGCCAGCCCUAAUCGUAUUCAACAAAUAAUUGAAGGCAAAUUGUUUCCAAUGAAGGCAUUGGGUUACUUUGCUGUGGUCACAGGAAAAGGCAACAGCAAUGAAAGUAUUGACUCUAUUAAAGAUUAUGAAGAGGAGUUUUUUCAAGGAUCAUCACUUUUAAAAAAAGGCAUGCUAAAGGCUCAUCAAGUGACAACCAAAAAUUUAAGUCUUGCUGUUUCUGACUGCUUUUGGAAAAUGGUUCGGGAAUCGAUAGAACAGCAAGCUGAUGCUUUUAAAGCCACACGAUUUAAUCUUGAGACUGAAUGGAAGAACAAUUACCCACGGCUUCGUGAGCUUGACAGGAAUGAACUGUUUGAGAAAGCCAAGAAUGAAAUCCUUGAUGAGGUUAUCAGCCUUACACAGGUUACGCCAAAGCACUGGGAAGAGAUCCUUCAGAGGACAAUGUGGGAAAGAGUGUCUACUCAUGUUAUUGAGAACAUCUACCUCCCAGCAGCCCAAACUAUGAAUUCAGGCACUUUCAAUACCACCGUGGACAUAAAGCUGAAACAGUGGACUGACAAGCAGCUGCCCAAUAAAGCCGUAGAGGUUGCAUGGGAGACUCUUCAACAGGAGUUCUCCCGCUUCAUGACAGAACAGAAAGGCAAAGAACACGAUGACAUAUUUGACAAGCUUAAGGAGUCAGUGAAAGAGGAGAGCAUCAAGAGGCAUAAAUGGAAUGAGCAGGCAGAAGACAGUCUGCGUGUUAUCCAGCACAAUGCCUUAGAAGACCGUUCCAUUUCAGAUAAACAACAGUGGGACGCAGCCAUUCAUUUUAUGGAAGAUACCUUGCAAAGUCGCUUGAAAGACACUGAGUCUGUAAUUCGGGACAUGGUGGGACCAGAUUGGAAGGAGAGAUGGAUUUCUUGGACCUCCCGGUCUCCAGACCAGCACACACGUAAUGAAACGAAAAAGGAACUAGAAAAAAUGUUAAAGGUUAACGAGGAUCAUCCUGCAUAUCUUGCUAAUGACGAAGUAACAACUGUAAGAAAAAAUCUAGAGGCCAGAGCAGUAGAGGUGGAUCCAGUUUUGAUAAAAGACACAUGGCACCAAGUUUACAGAAGGCACUUCUUAAAAAGUGCCCUUGAUCACUGCAACCUUUGCAGAAGAGGAUUCUACUAUUAUCAAAGGCACUUUGUAGACUCAGAGUUGGAGUGCAAUGAUGUGGUUCUGUUCUGGAGAAUACAGAGGAUGCUGGGAAUUACUGCAAACACUUUAAGACAGCAGCUUAUUAACACAGAAGUACGGCGUUUAGAGAAGAAUGUAAAAGAGGUGUUAGAAGACUUUGCUGAAGACGGUGAUAAAAAAGUAACCUUAUUAACUGGAAAGAGGGUCCAGCUAGCAGAAGAUCUCAAAAAAGUUCGAGAAAUCCAGGAAAAACUUGAAGCAUUUAUUGAAGCCCUUCAUCAAGAGAAAUAGUGGAUGCCGCCUGGCUAGGAAAAAAACUUAGCAGCCCCAUACAAUUGGAUUUUCAGGAAUUUUCUACUCAGUUUGGAGAACAUUUUGUGGAAUCUAUAAAGCCCAUCCUGCAGCUUCUCAUUCAUUCAUUCAUUCAUUCAUUCAUUCAUUCAUUGUCGUCAGAAGAGAAGCCCUGGCAGAAGUCUAUAAGUUCAGUUCCUACACAACUAUAAACUAUAUGUACUGCUGCUGUAUUAAUAGUGAUGUGAUCAAAUUAGAUGUAUUCAAUUCUAUUACAAUAGCAAGCUACACAGGGGAAGCCUAUCAUUUUAUCAGCUGUAUAUAUGUUCCGAUUGGUAAGUUCCCUCAUACCGUUGACCUUACAGACUUAUACAUUACAGUAUGCAGGUCACCUGCCAAGUAAUAAUCUUUCCUCUCAAAUGAAAUGCAGCACUGAUUCUAUUAAAUAUCUCAUUAGAAAUGUUCAGUUCUGUCUUUAGCAUCUUGUUCCAGCAAAAGUUUCCAGCCCAUGUACCGAUGUGUCAAAGAGAAUUUUAAACCAUUAAUGAAGUGUUUCUAGGGAACGUGUGAAGUGGCAUUAGCAUAGAACUCCACCUUGCUCCAUUCAGGUAUAUUGUUUUCAGUUUGCCUAGUGUUUUUGCAUGAUGAUUUGGGUGGAACAGGGAGAUAUUUACUUCAUUUGAUUCAUGAAGAACAAAGCACGCAGGGAAAGGAUAGAGCAAAAUGCUGUAACUACAUACACAGGCCAUACUGCAACCCAGCACAACAAGCUGAGAUGCCAUUCCUCCUAGGGGAAGUUUCUCAUAGCAGAAAAGUACCAAUCACUGUGGGUGAGGCAGGAUGGCCAUAUGUCACCUUUUUUAAGCUAAUUCCACAAAAUACUUUUUCCAAUGAAUUCUGAUUUUACAGAGUAUUUUAAGGAUACUGUUGACAAUGAAUUCUUGCAACUGAAAUAUCUUUUUUUUUUUUUUUUUAAAUCGUGAAAUGAACUCUGCAUUAAAUGUUUAACACAACUAUUUCAUUGUAGUCUAGGUAAAUACAUGUAUAUUUGUAUAUAUGCGUAUAUGAUAUAUACAUGCACUGACCACAUGUAGAUGAAUAUAUGGCCACACAAACCCACAUACAUCUUUAAAGGUGCAACUGAUAACUCUGGUACUCUGAUAACUCUGUUUCACACUGUCAGAGUCACUAUUAUCCAAAUUCACAGGCAUGGAAGUCGAGGUGUCACCCCCCCCCCCCAGUACUGUAAAAGGGAAACAAAAGGGAUCCUUUUCCUAGGAAUUGUGCGUUUAGGUGUUGAAUAAAGCAGUGCACAGUGGCCGUUGCAUCAUUUUAUUCAAAUUAUAAGAUGAAUUACCAUUUUCUAGUCAAUGUUGUUUCCAGGCUAGUAACCCAAAGCAGCUUUUUAUUCGUUUUGUGCAGAGGUUCCCAAACUUGGUGCAGUUUAGUGUGAGAUUUAUUGAUUACUCCUUUAUUCUACUUGAUAUUCCUGGAAACCCAACCUAAGGGCUGACACAUAGCAUUGUUUUGUAUUAUCCUUGAGGUAAGGGGAUCCUAAAAAAUAGAGGAGCACUAAAG